Sander lucioperca (pikeperch) is the source of this 5127-nucleotide messenger RNA. RefSeq names its product cyclin-dependent kinase 6 (gene cdk6). Gene Ontology annotation, biological process: regulation of cell population proliferation; regulation of G2/M transition of mitotic cell cycle; cell dedifferentiation. The record is from RefSeq and is a predicted model, not a curated record. The transcript is spliced from 7 exons. NCBI's taxonomy places the organism in Eukaryota, Metazoa, Chordata, Actinopteri, Perciformes, Percidae. Gene Ontology annotation, molecular function: ATP binding; cyclin binding; cyclin-dependent protein serine/threonine kinase activity. Bases 906 to 1883 code for a protein of 325 amino acids. Gene Ontology annotation, cellular component: cytoplasm; nucleus; cyclin-dependent protein kinase holoenzyme complex.
AAUUGUAUGCCAAACAUGUAUUUAUGAGGGUUGAAAUGUUGCUUUACAAUCCAAUAAUAUUUAAAAAACUGAAAAGAGCAAUUCUCUGACUUGCUAGAAUUUAAAUUAACCUAUUUGAGUCCACGCACAAUUACAUUAGAAAAAAAAUAGAGGAAGCUCUCUAAGCUGAUGAAGACUUCUUUACAACUCUGCUACUGCAUUGUUUUACACAUUUACAACGAUUUCGGGUUUGAAAGGCGAAUUUUACAGUGUUUUAAAUGGACUGUUGCUGUAGGAAGUUCAGACAAUGCAAUCAGUAUGUUAGACAGCCACGUGCUCGCCAAUCGCCUCAAACAGAAACUGAUAAAACAGUACAGGAGAAGCAGUUAGCUGGUUAUUUUGCUAACUUAACAUAGCUUUGAGUGUAAGGUUUGUGCUCUCUUUUUGCGUGUCGUCUUUAAAUGUUUAAUUUCCUUUAACAGAGUAUAAGUCAGCCCACAUGGACAUAUCUCAACAACAUUGCAUGUGGGAUAUAUUUCUGAAUACGCGAGACCUAGCUUAAGAAGAGGCUAAAUGUGGCUUUGCUAUUUUUUUGAAUUAUUUUACUUUACUUUACUUUGUGUUAGUGGUAGGAGGACAUGAGUUGUUAUGCGUAAUAGGAGGAGGAGUGGAAGUUGGGACGCAUCGGGGCUCUUGUGUUGAUAAUAAAACACGAUGACAGUCCUGUUAUUGCCUACCUGGAGCACAGUUUGACCAAAUCUGACAAAGAUGGUGUCUUCCUCCAUCUGUGUCUCCCUGUCAUCUAGGCAUUGCAUGUGCCAACUUUUUUCUGUGAAUAUGCCUUUGUGAGAAACUCUCUGGCUCGUCACCCUCGCCGGGAUUCCCCGCAAUAUUUCCAACAAGAGACGAGAAAAAAAACUUCAAAAAUGGACAAAGAAAGUGCUGGUACUCAGUAUGAACCUGUGGCCGAGAUUGGAGAAGGCGCCUAUGGGAAAGUGUACAAGGCGAGAGAUUUGAAGAACGGGGGACGCUUUGUAGCCCUAAAAAGAGUCCGUGUCCAGACGGAGGAAGAGGGGAUGCCUCUCUCCACUAUCCGGGAGGUGGCGGUACUGAGGCAGCUUGAAGCCUUUGAGCACCCCAAUGUUGUCAGGCUGUUUGAUGUGUGUACAGUCUCUCGGACUGACCGAGAAACCAAACUCACUCUGGUCUUUGAGCACGUGGAUCAGGACUUGACCACUUACCUGGAGAAGGCCCCUGACCCUGGAGUACCACCUGAGACCAUCAAGGAUAUGAUGUACCAGCUGCUCCAGGGGCUGGACUUCCUGCACUCGCACCGCGUGGUUCACCGUGACCUGAAGCCCCAGAAUAUCCUGGUCACCAGCGGAGGACAGAUCAAACUGGCCGACUUUGGUCUAGCCCGAAUCUACAGCUUCCAGAUGGCCCUCACCUCUGUGGUGGUGACACUGUGGUACAGAGCCCCAGAGGUGCUGCUCCAGUCUAGUUACGCCACGCCGGUGGACCUGUGGAGUGUCGGCUGCAUCUUUGCUGAGAUGUUCAGGAGAAGACCGCUAUUUCGAGGAAACUCAGAUGUUGAUCAGCUGGGAAAGAUUUUUGAUGUUGUUGGGGUACCUUCAUCAGAGGACUGGCCCCAGGAAGUGGCCCUACCACAGAGUGCCUUCACCCCCCGACCCCCUAAGCCAAUAGAGGACUUAGUUCCAGACAUGGACGAGCAAGGACGAGCCCUCUUAAUGCAAUUUCUCGCUUUCAACCCCUCCAGGAGGAUAUCGGCCUUUGCUGCGCUCAGCCACCCCUACUUUCAAAGUGUGGACAGCCACAGUAGAAGUGUGUACGCGGCCCAGCCCAUCCCCAGCAACAAGCCCACUAUGGAGGAGAGGACUGCCUGACAGUCCUCCUUCACCCUAAAUCAUCCCACAGAGUGUCUAUAAAAAGUAUUCUGCGUACCCCGCCUUGGUGUAUUUCAUGUUUUAUUGUCUUCACAAAUCUAAGUGCGUUAAUUAAGCUUUUCUGACACUGAUUAACAUUUAAAUCUUAAUUGUAUAAGUGAAAUAAAUCUGUAGAAAUAGAACAACAAAUAUAGAGCACAAGGUGAUUAAUACAGAGGCAUGUAGAGGCACCUUUGUCAUCAUUUACAGCCUUGAGUCUAUGUGAUUAAAUCUUCUCUCAUUCUUCUUUGCCAAAGUCCUCAAACUGUCAGGUUGCUUGGUGAGCAUGACUGAACAGCAGUUUCCAGGUUCUGCAAGAUAUCCUGUUUGGAUUGUUAUUUGGCCACUUGAGUGUGAAGACAGUCCUGUGCAGCAUUUAGGGUGGAAUUUGUGGGUUGUUGUCCUUCUAGAAAAAAACUUUUCUCAACAUAACAGCAGGUUUUCCUCAAGAAUUCUUCUGUGUUUUUUUGCUUUUAUUUUACCCUCUACGAUUGUUACGACAUGAUGCUACCAACACCAGGCUUUGCAUCACAUUUAGUUAGUUGAAAAGCUAGAUAUGCACCAAGGUAGCAGUUGCUGUAGGCUCAAAAUCUCCCCGCUCAGUUAGGGAACCAUGUACCUCUUUAAGGUACAUAAACAGACUUCACACAUAACCUCAAGUUUUUGAGAAUAAUUUGCUCUACAGAUUUGUACUCCAUAUUCUAGUGCCUUCCUAUUUUACUGGUGUCCUUCCACCGAUUGGUUCUUUCAGUAACCUUGUAGAUGGGUUUGAUGUCUCUGUUUUCAUAGUGUAGUUUAUGCCAGCCGUUUGUCCCUGCAGAUACAGGUGCAUUUAACUAGAAAUCACAUCUUCGAUUACACACAGGUGAUCGUUUGUCUAUUGUUCAACUUCUAAAGAACAGUUGGCUGCCCCAGUGAUUAAGUGUAACAUAGUUAAGACGGGUUAUAACUGUGCUAUCAUUUAGAUCAAUUUGUGGAAAGUUUUCUCUUUGACUUUAACAAGACAUGUUUCUGAUAAUCAGUGUCAAAAAAAACUUAACUAACUUAAAUGUUGUGUUGUACAUAAACAUAAAACAUGAAAUCGAUCAAGGGGGCAUUUUGCUAUAGUCACUGUACAAUGCUCUAGGAAAGUACUUCUACAGAGAGGGUAAAGAUAAGUGUUGAAAAAGAUGACACCACCAGCUCUCACCCCUUGAAAAAUGCACAAAAGCUACCCUCCUUCCAUGAACUGAUGGAUUGUAAUUGCUGCUUUUAGGUUGUUAAAUGUUGACGAUUGACUGUUAACAAUGCAAAGAGACUUGCAUCUCAGAUUUACUGGUAGUAGUGGGCAAGUGGACUGUAGAGGCCAUGAAGCAGAGACCUCUUUAUCACAGGAGCCUGGGUGGACAGCAUGGAUCUCACCUGCCUUUUAUUCCCACAGUGAGCAGAUAUACAGUACAAGCACAUUCACAGAUACGUACACAUCAUAUAGUGUGUACACUACCACUGACAUUAGCACGCUCGUAUACACACCUACUUAUUGAAACCCUAUUGGGCAUCACAAGCCAGCCACUCACUGCCAUGUUUUGUCUUAUUCUAGUCUUACAUGUAUUAUUGUACUGCCACCUUGAGGAUGUUCUGAGUAACUGCAGACCAGUAGCGGGAUUCUAAUGGUUUCUGUACUCUUCAAGGAACUCAUCAUAAUAGGCUGAUAUCAGUGCUGAGACAAUGAUGAAAGAACCUAAUAGAAAUAUUCCUGCCACUCGCUAGUCUGUCAUCAUGGGCUUUUAUCAUUAUAAAAUACUAUUAUUUACUAUCUGAAUGUUACCAUAAUGCACAGGCUUACAAUAGGUGGAGAAAAUCCCACCAGCACUGUUCAACAAGAACACAUUUGGAACAGAAUAGUGUCGCCAAUAAUAUUCUGUAUUUAAUUUUAUUUUAUUGACAAGUCUUAUAUGCUUGUUUAAAUCAAGUUACUUGAUUUUUUUUUUUUUUUUUAAAGAUGCUGGGGCAUACAAUAUUCUUACACCAACUUUUUAAAAUGAUUAUAGAAUUUGUGUAAGAAUAGUUUGACAAUGUAAGGAAUGUAUAAAGGAUAGGCAUUGGUACUGUACAGUAGAGUGCUAAGUACAAGCAGUAAUGAUGGAAAAUGUUUGAUAUGUGCAUUGCCAGCCCAUAGAUAUGUCAUAAAAAUGGAUAGAUGUAAAGUAGCUAGGGUCAGUGGAAUGUUGUUUGGCAAGAGUAUUUUGUCUAUUGAAAAUGUUGGGUGGGCUCUUUGGGUGCUUGUUGAAUUUCAUUUGCUUUGGAUUGAGAGUGAAUAUAAAUUUUAGUUUCAUAGUGGUUUUGAUAAUGAAAUAAUGCACAAAUAUUUUGUGUACAGUUUUUGCUUUAUUUUACGGUCAUGUCCAGUUAUAUUCAAGUUCAGUUUUUUUUUUUUUUUUUACCAGCAAGGAAAAAGGAAGUUAUGCAGAGUUGUAUUUUUGUAUGUAGUAGUUCUUGCAGAACAGUAACAUAUUUUAACACUGGUUUACGUUUCCUUAACAGGUAGUGCUGCUAGCACACACACACUUACACACACAGACACACACUCUGACUUUCUCAGGUUCUUGUUAUGGUCGUCCGAACCUUUCGGGCACAGUUUGCACAUCCCUGGGCUACUAACUGACCACAUCACAACUCCUUCAGGUUUUCUUUCAAGCUGUUCCACGAUCAUGUCAUUGGUCAUCAUCUACUGUCAUUCCUAUUUAUCAAAUAUAUGUUACUGUAGUCAUUACUGUCUGAAGAUAACUGCCUGUAUCAACUGUUUUUGCCAGCAACUUUUAACUGCUAGAUGGUAAACACAUUAUAGAUUCAUGUAUAUUUUGUCUGCUUGACUAAGCACUGUGUGAAUUUUGUAUUUGAUAACAACUCACAUCUGGUGUCAGUGGUGCAAUGCAAUGAAAGCUCUAAAUAGAAUUAAAAUAAUCACUGUUAAUACAUUUCAAUCACAACAUAAAACUGUUGAGGUCCACUGUUGAGCUUUUAGAGCUUUGACUGUUUUGAAACCAACGUAGCUUGAUCCAUUGUAUAACUGAAAUUACACAUAUGUUCCUGUGUCACAUUUGUUUUUAGCAUAUGAAAAUGGCGACUAGGAAUAAAACAAUCAUGGCAUUAUACGUAUGUAUGAAUGCAGGCAUUGGUGUCUUAUUGUUGUGUUGCACCAGUUGAAUAAAAAGCAGAUUUUUGU